AUAUUUUCACCCACAAACUUUACAGACAAACUCUGCCUACAUUUGCUGGACCAUGAGCACUAAAUGACAAUAUACAAUAAACAUGAAGCAGAGGUCUAAAACUGUCAGGGAAUAUUAUUUUCAAGCAUGUCAUGGUGUGAUGGUUUUUCGUUGUUCCAGACCAAAAUCGAGAACAUAAAGCAGGUGAAGGAGUCAGAGACUGAAUCAAUGCUCAGGACCCAGUUUAAGAUGGAGAAGAUAAUCUACACCCAAGACAGCAUGUAUAAGAAUAACCUGCACAUGCUGAAGAUCAUGGAGGAAGAAGAAGAGAGACAAAAGUUUGGUGUGGUUUGCCCGCCUUCUCAAAGGUUGUACGAUCACGCAGACAGUGAAGGCACUCUUGAGGAACUGACACGUCACCUGAAGUCCUACUAUUGUAUUGUGACUAAGCGCCUGGCGGACCAGGUCCCAAUGGUGAUCAGGUACAUGAUGCUUCAGGAGUCAGCGGCACAGCUGCAGAGGGAAAUGAUACAGCUCAUACAGGACAGACAUAACAUCGAGGAGCUGCUGAAAGAAGAUCAUGACAUCGCCAUAAAACAGAAUAACCUGCAUAGCCGCCAGAAACGGCUGACAGAGGCCCUCAAAUACCUGGCUAAAUUUUAGAGCCAAUCAUAAAUUUUAACACACAAUCUGUGUUGGUAAAUUUUGGUAGAAUUCUAGGUUUUAGAAAUGAUGUAACUGUCAAUCACUGAAGGAACUGCAAAAUCCCUUUAUGUUUUUGUUUGUUACUACAUUUUCAAGAAAACACAAAGCAAUUUUCUGGUAAAGCAGUUUCUUUCUGUACUGUGCUGAGUCUGUCAUCUUUGAUUUUUUAAAUGUUUUGUACUGCUUUCUAGUCCUUAAUACAAGUUACACUUCCAAAUAAACAAUUUUAACGGCA
Molecule: messenger RNA, 919 nt
Organism: Ictalurus punctatus (channel catfish)
Lineage: Eukaryota; Metazoa; Chordata; Actinopteri; Siluriformes; Ictaluridae
Product: interferon-induced GTP-binding protein Mx2-like
Exons: 2
Coding region: 127-642 (171 amino acids)
Molecular function (GO): GTPase activity; GTP binding
Source: RefSeq, a predicted model, not a curated record